This is a messenger RNA of Blepharisma stoltei, 216 nucleotides long. The record is from the annotation of a GenBank genome assembly. NCBI's taxonomy places the organism in Eukaryota, Ciliophora, Heterotrichea, Heterotrichida, Blepharismidae.
AUGUUUAGUGCUAUUAAGCUAGGAUUGAUUAUUUUUGUACUUAUUAAAGACAGCAACCUUUGUAUAGAAGCCCUGACCUUAAGCUUUAUUCUUAUUGGUGCAUGCGAAGCUUAUGAGCUAAUUUUUAGCUGCCUGGUUGUCAUCCCUCCCUUUUUAUUUCAUCAGAACGUUUCGCAAGGGACUAUAUAUGCAGGACAGCUGAUAUAUGAAUUGUAA